Mesorhabditis spiculigera is the source of this 5301-nucleotide messenger RNA. Lineage: Eukaryota; Metazoa; Nematoda; Chromadorea; Rhabditida; Rhabditidae. The record is from the annotation of a GenBank genome assembly.
AUGAAGCUGCUGCAGCAGCAACUCAUCUCAUUCUCCAUGAGCGCUCGUUCGAUGAUCAACGGAUUGCUGAGGCGUUACCCAACGUUUGUCGAUGUAUCGCUGACCUUCAUCAUUGGGCUCUACAUUGUCCGGACCGCGGUUUUGGAGUCAAUCGCCUCGUUGGACAAGCAAAUCGAAAAACAGAGCCUGGUCACUUCACACUCGAUACCACCUAAAAUUACGGUGGUCCAAACGGCCCAAGGCUUCCGGUUGCCAGAGUUGGAGACAUGGGCCGUCCGGGAACGAUCACCUUUGCCGUUGGGCUUGAAGGCGGCGCUGAUUGCCGAGAAUCUGGCCCAAGAACGCGACACGCUCGUUUCUCUUGAAUGGAUCAGACAAGAGUGGAAGAAAUGGUUUGAGCAAAACGUGCAAAAGGCCAAGGACAAGGAAUUUUACUACCGGGAGAAGCCGCAGGAAGAGCGAGAUGACGAUGAAAGGAACGAAUUUUUCGACGGCGUCUUUGACAAGGAUUCUCAGAUUCUCAACGUGGAUCAGAUGUGCGAGUUGCUCUGUGAAGUGUCAAACAACACUGAUAUCUCUCACGAAAACACGGCAAAGGAAAGGCGAUGCGUGGCGCGAAUUUGGCUGUCAAGAAUGGCCGCUUCCGUCGGACAAUUGCCAUUCGAUGUUCAGUAUCAAGCUAGCGAGCUCCAAUUGACCUUGCUGAAAAACAUCAUCACGAAGAGCCCACAAAGAGGCCCGCUCGAUGUCUACAGAAGAUCGUGCACGCUGGAAAUCCACAAAGCUCUCAAAUACUUGGAUGGGCUGAGGAAACGGACCGUGGAAGUUCAGGAAAGAUGGCCGGAGGUGGUGUCGCUGAAGCGUAUUCUGGAGGCGAUCGAUACCUUUGAGGAUGAAUCACUGAGCGCGACGCAUAUGAAGCUUUCAAUCCGCCUGGAGGAGCUCUUAGGUGCAUGCGAGGAAUGGGUGAAAUUGGCUGAUCGCGCGAAUUCUAUUCGGGACCAGAUGAUGCCGCUGAAGGAGCUGCUGUUGGAGUGGAAGAAAAUGGAGGUCCGUUGCUGGUCGAUCCUGUUGAGUCGAACUAUCGACGAUUCCGAAACACGCACCUAUCUCGUCUCUUGGCCGCUUUUCGAGUCGCUAUUCUCCGCCGAUGGAACCAAAAAUCUGGUGCCUCAGGCGAUCGAAUGGUUGCAUCAUGGCUCUUUGAUGGACUUCGCGGUCAGAAUCCAGACAGUACGCGAUCUCGCACGUUGGGCCGAAAAGCUGGGCCACGCGAACCUUGCAAUUCAACUCUCCUCAGCAGCAGCCCAUUUUGCCCAAUUCCUACCGAUUGUCCGGUCCCGCCUGGCAGAAGCACACAAGCCGGCUGAACAGUCGUUGAAAGACUAUGUCCACAUUGCGAAGUACAACGAUUUGAAUCUGGACAACAUCAAGGCUUCGUCAAAGAAGGCGCAUGCCCAGAUCUUCAAAAUCAUCAAGAAAUUCCGGGAGACGACAAACGAGGGAGUCGCGCCUUUGUUGGAGAAGCUGAUAGAUGUCGAUGAUUUGAUGAGGCAAACGAUUCGAAUUCCCGAGGCAGUAUCGUCAGAAGAGCUUCGUGGACGGCUGCGGACGGCUGAAGAUCUCGUUCAAAAGGCGCUCGGCAAAAUAGAAGGGGAAUGCGCCGAAGAACCUUUUGUCGAGCUUGCCGAACAGAUCCAGGCCUGCGACGAAUUGGUGCGCAAACGUGUCGAUUACGUCGGCGAGGAUGCUGAAAAGGAGAAGCUACAGGGAUAUGAGCGAAAUCGAAGACAACGGGCGGUUGCUAUGGUGAUCAAACAAGCACAGACGAUUGGGUUGAAUGCACGUCGAGCAGUGAUCAUCGACAAAGAGGCUCUGUCGAAAAAAUCGGUCACUGGUCUGAAGCACGAUGUGAAGACGUUGCCCUGCGAAUCGCUCGUGCGAGCUGCUGCCGCUGGCCGAAGCAACAUCACGAGGCGGGCGCUCACCCCUAACGAUCAGCUGGGCGUCAGUACCUGCGGCCAUUUCACUGGCAUGGUCGAGUACGGGCUGCAUUGGCAAAUCGAGGCCGAAACGCGGGAGGAAACGUGGGCCCAGCAGCUGUUGGCCCUGCGGAAUUUGAAGGGGCUUCUGCAAGUGGCCGCUAAGAAUACAAAGGAUGGGUAUUUUCCCAGCUACACGCUUCUGAACGAACGAUUGCCGAUUCUUCAAGACUGCGCCGACCGUGUCUAUUUUGCACUGGAGCGUUGCUUGAGAAGACUUUUCGAUGUACCGAAUGGACCAUCAUCGGACGACUAUCCGCAUCUCCAUCCGCUCUCCAGACUGUACCGCGGGCAGCCAGAGCUGGAAAAGCUCGAGCAAGCCACGCGUCAUGCUCUACAAAUAGCGACUGAUGUCAAGAUGGCCUUCAUUGAUUUGAAACGAGCUGGCAAGGGCAUCGAUGACGACUGCAAACUUUACGAAAGGUCAGCAAUCGAGGUGGCCUUCACACGAGUCGACCAAUCCAUUGACACCCUUCACGAGGCACUCAACGAGAUUCAGCCUUAUUUCGAGGCCGAGGUCCUGCAGAUGACAGCCUCCCUCUCAGCCCUCAAAAAUUCUGUCGAGAUACCGCAAAUAUCCUGGCAAGAUGUCGAAUAUUCGCAAGAACCAUUGUUGCUCUACAUCCAGUGCGUUUACAAAAAGUGCCAAGAGGAGGAGAGAUUCACGGAAAGUCAGAAGCCCCUCGAAAAAUAUGACGUCCUCUGGAAGGUCGUUGACGAUUGUGGUGUGGCGAAGGUUAUCUCCCAUCUAUCGUCGAUGGCUCGCGGUCUUUCAAUUGGCCAGGUUCCCUCUGAUUUGGAGGAGACGGCCCGGCUGGCGGCGAUUUGCUUCGACUUGUUCUUCUCCCUCGUCUCGCGUUCAUUGCGUCAACUUCAUACUUUCUCGGGCUGUUACCACAGGCUACUUUCACUCGCCGAGCAAUUGUUCAAGGAGGGAUACGUCAACCUGAUUCCAAAACCUGAGAAGACUGAAGGCGGCGAUGGUCAGGAUAUUGAAGGAGGCGAAGGCGGUGGUAUGGGCGAAGGAAAGGGAUCUGAUAACGCUAAGGACGUGACCGACGAAAUGGAGGAGACAGGGCAAAUCGAGGGACUGCAGGGGGAUGAACCAGAAGACAACCCCGAGGGCCCCUCAACAAAGAAUGACACGCCAAUUGAGAUGGAAGAGGACUUCCCUGAAGAUAUUCGGGAUAUCGAUCGCGAGGAAAAGGACACGAACGAGGAGGGCAAUGAUGAAGAGGACGAUGAAAAGGAGCCGCAGAUUGACGACGAGAUGGGCCAAGUCGAUGAAGCCGAGGAAGACCAGCUCGACCCGAAACUUUGGGAUGACGACGAAAAGGAGAAUCGGGAGAAGGAGCUCGAUCAAAAUAACCAAGCUGCUGAUCGAGAUACGGACCAAUUGGCGGCGAAUGAUGAUCAGCGAGAUCCUGAAAUCGAGCCAGAGGAGGGCAAGGAGGAAGAUGAUUCUCAAAAGGACGACGGUCUGGAGAAUGUCGAUGAGAGAGAUGCUGACCAGCAGAAUGACGAAAGCGAUACCCCGGAAGACGCUCAGACCCAGCACAACGAGGCAGAAGAUGACGAUGCCGAUAAUGAAGAAGGGCAAGAGCUACCUGAUGGAAAGGUUGAUGAGAAUGAUGAUGUCGAUGAGGACGCCGAGGAGGACGAGACUCACGAUACGGAUUCCCCAAGCGAUGCCGCGGAGCAAGAAGAAAAUGGGGAACCGGAGGAGGACAUGGAUGAAGCGACUGGACAGGAUGAGAACCAAGGACCCGACGCACCUGAGCCGGAGAAGAAGCCAGCCGACGCACAAGGGCAUGGUGGCGAGAAAGCUGAGGAUCUGGAGCAAACGGACGCUGGCGGACGUAACAGUGAACAAGAGGAACAGAAUAUGGAACAGGACGAGGGAGAGGGCCACACCAAGCGAGACAGAGUGGGCGACGUCGGCACAGACGCAAAUGAUGAGCAAGAAGAUGCGGGCCAUGAGGAUGAGGAGAAAGAGGGAGAAGAGGAGUCGGCACAACAAGCCGACCAAAUCCUGCGCGAGCUGGCCACCGAUGACGAGGUGGUGAUGAUGGAAACGGAGGAGAUGGCCGGGGAGCAGGAUGAGAAGGGAGAGCUCGCCGAAAAGUCUGAGCAGGAUUGUAACAAGCAGAUGCUUGGACAUGGAACGACAGAGGAGGCCCGACAAAGCAAGAAGGAGGCUGCUGACCUGCCGAAAGCAAAGCGGAAGCACCCACUGUUGGGCAUCGAUCACCCGGACACCGAGGAUAUUGGCGACGAGGGUGGACUUCUGACCGAACUACCAGCCACCGUGCAUCUAGCGCCCGACGAUCUUUAUGCGCUGGCGGAAGAUAUCACCAAGCAGAUGGUUCUUGGUGGCGCUGCUGAGGGUUCAACUGACAAUGACGAACGUCAACCAUCUGAUGAUCGGUCCCAAUCGGACGUUAGUGCGCUGUGGACGGAUAUUUCUCGCUCGGUGGAGGUGCUGUCCGCCGAAUUGGCAGAAAACCUGCGGCUUAUCCUCGAGCCGCAACGCGCCACAAAACUUCAGGGUGAUUACCGUUCCGGGAAGCGGCUGAACAUGCGCCGUCUAAUUCCGUAUAUUGCAUCGGACUAUCGAAAGGAUCGCAUCUGGAUGAGAAGGACCAAGCGAUCUCAGCGCGAAUACCAAGUGCUGAUUGCCGUCGAUGAUUCGGGCUCGAUGGACGAAUUCGGGAUGGGACGCGUCACCUGUGAAAGUGUGUGUGUCGUCGAUGAAGCGCUCAGAAAAGUGGAUGCCGGCCAUGUUCAGGUGGUUUCUUUUGGUGAAACGGUCCGUGAGCUGCGUAACUGGACGGACUCUCAACAACCAGGUUACGCGUUGCUCUCUGCCCUCCAUUUUGAUCAGAAGAAGACCGAUCUAACUGAAAUGCUUCGGUGGACGGCGAACAGCCUUGACGUGGCCCGCACAUCUAACAGUGAGCAGCUGUUGAUCAUCAUUUCCGAUGGACGCGGCGCUCUUCAUCAGGGAGCCGAAAAGGUGAAAGAGGCGCUCCGCCGUUUCGCCGGUGUCACGGUGCUGUUUGUCGUUUUGGAUACGGCGAAGAAGAGCAUCGAAGAGAUGACCGUCGCUUCUUUUGCCAACAAUAAGGUUCAAUUGACGCCAUAUCUAUCGCUGUUCCCGUUCCCGUUCUACGCAGUCAUCAAAUCCGUCGCACAACUUCCGUCGGUGCUCUCGGAGUCAAUUCGUCAAUGGUUCGAGAUGUGCGUCCAGCACAAUCAA